Messenger RNA from Colletotrichum higginsianum IMI 349063, 1941 nucleotides. Its product is annotated as NAF1 domain-containing protein. Gene Ontology annotation, molecular function: RNA binding. The record is from RefSeq and is a predicted model, not a curated record. Gene Ontology annotation, biological process: box H/ACA snoRNP assembly; ribosome biogenesis; pseudouridine synthesis. The coding region runs from base 1 to 1941 and encodes 646 amino acids. The transcript has a single exon. NCBI's taxonomy places the organism in Eukaryota, Fungi, Ascomycota, Sordariomycetes, Glomerellales, Glomerellaceae. Gene Ontology annotation, cellular component: sno(s)RNA-containing ribonucleoprotein complex.
AUGUCGGGCUUUCAGAUCCCCGGCCUGGGGUUCGCGAAACCCAACGAGAUGCUGCCGCCUCUGCCUCCCGAUGUGCUUGCAGCAGCCGCCAGCUUCGAGGGUAUCGACACCAACAACAGCACCACCCAGCAGAAGCAGGAUCAAACGACGAACCAGAACGAAGACACAAACAUGGGGGAGAGUAUCGAAACCCAGUCCGCCCCUGCGCCAGAGGCGCAGUCCGUCGCCGCACCCGUACCCGCACCCGCACUCGAGCAGGCCAACUCCAAUGAGCCUGAGCCUGAACCCAUGAACGUCGACGAUGCUACCGAGCACCCCUCCCUGACCGAUGCCCUCGAAGCCAUGAUCAGCGGACUCGACCCAACUCCUCCCGUUCAAACCCGCGUAGCGGCUCAGGAAGCCCCCGCUGCGCCCCAAGACACCUCCAUGUCCCAGCCAGCCGAUGGCGCCCUCGCCGCCUCCGUCGCGGCAGCAGAACAACCAGCCGCUGAGGGCGAACACCCCGAGUGGGAGGUUGACUCUUCGCCCUACGAGUCCUCGUCCGAAUCGAGCAGCGACGACUCCUCGUCCGACGAGGAGUCUGAGGCUGGCGGCUACCAGCUUCUCGGCGUCGAAGAGACCGCCCGCAUGCUGAUGGAGAUGGAGGGCGGCUCGGACGACGAGGGCGGAAACGACGCCGGCAAGGCGGGCGGGUCGGGACACCUGCGGACGAAGAACGAGGUCGCUGUCGAAACUGUGCCAAAGCCCGACGUCGUGCUCGCCGCCGACGACAAGAUCGAGGAGCUCGGCCUCGUCGACCAGAUCGUCGAGAACAUCCUGGUCGUCAAGGCCUUCACGCCCGGCGAAUACCAGGUCCUUGACACGGGGUCCGUGCUCUGCACCGAGGACCGCAAGGUGUUCGGCGUCGUGUGGGAGACCAUCGGCAAGGUGCUGCAGCCCAUGUACACCGUCAUGCUGUCGACCGCCGAGGAGAUCAAGGAGGCCGGCCUCGCCGUCGGAGCCAAGGUGUACUACCCGCCCGCGCACGCCAAGUACGUCUUCACGCAACCGCUCAAGAGCCUCAAGGGCUCCGACGCGAGCAACAUCCACGACGAGGAGGUCGCCGAGGACGAGAUGGAGUUCUCGGACGACGAGAAGGAGGCCGAGCACAAGAGGCAGAUCAAACAGAAGAAGAAGGAGGCGAGGUUCGGCAAGGGCGGCGCCGAGGGCGGCCGGGGCCGGGGCGGUCGCGAGCCGCACCCGCUGCGGAACGAGGUCAGCGCGCCGUCUGUGGAGGGCGGUCUCAACUACGACGACGAGGACGACGGCCCCUACAAACCGCUUGCUCGCCCUCCUGGUUUCGGUCAGGUGCCGCCGACGCAGCAGAGCUUCACCACGGAACCCGAGCCUGGCAGGUUCGGCGGACGCCGAGGUGGACGAGGUGACUUUAGGGGACGUGGCGACAGAGGCAGGGGAGGUCGCGGCCGCGGACGCGGCGGGCACGGAGGCAGGGGGGAUCACAGAGACGGUUACUCCGCGCCGGCCCACCAGAGGCAUUCCUCGUCACAACAGGAGGGCGGCCAACAACAGCCUCAAGGGCAAUGGGGUGGCAACGGCGGAUACCCAGCCCCUCCCCCUGCGCAGAACUACAACCCGCAGCAGACCGCGCCGGCCCCGACGGCCCCGUCAUUCAACUUUCCGUUCCCCGGACUUCCCGGGCAGCAGGGCUUUCCUGCCGUCCCGCCGCCGCCGCCUGGCUGGCCGGCGCAGGGUGGUCAGUCGGCGCAGAACCCGCAGGGAGCGUACAUCAACCCGGCGUUCUUUGCGGCGUUGCUGGGUCAAAUGCAGCAGGGUCAGGGACAGCAAGGUGGACAACAGCAGCAACAGCAACAAGGACAACAACCGCCUCAACAGCCGCCUCAGCCACCGCAUCAAUGGGGCGCCCAGCCGCCUCCGCGGUAG